Liolophura sinensis is the source of this 3989-nucleotide messenger RNA. Its product is annotated as zinc finger and SCAN domain-containing protein 12-like. Bases 551 to 1915 code for a protein of 454 amino acids. Gene Ontology annotation, molecular function: DNA-binding transcription factor activity, RNA polymerase II-specific; RNA polymerase II cis-regulatory region sequence-specific DNA binding. Gene Ontology annotation, biological process: regulation of transcription by RNA polymerase II. The record is from RefSeq and is a predicted model, not a curated record. The transcript has a single exon. Gene Ontology annotation, cellular component: nucleus. NCBI's taxonomy places the organism in Eukaryota, Metazoa, Mollusca, Polyplacophora, Chitonida, Chitonidae.
UCAGGCAAUGUCGAUCCAUAUCAAGCUAGCUUGGCCGGCCGUAAAGCGAGAGUCUGAAGAUCAGGCAGAUCGCCAUUGAUUAGGAUUAUCCUAGGUAAAGUCCCUAUCCUGGACAGACUAGGGCCAUCAGGCGCAAAUAGGAACAGUGGGGAGAUUGUCCGAAAGCCUAGCAGAGAUAUGGCGGGAAAUGUGACGUAUUCAUCAAACGACAAGUAUCGGGCAUUGGAAACCCUCUGAGACCACGUCAGGCCAUUUUGCUGGUGGAUUUGAGCCAGCGACUGUUUCUGAAACCAGCUGUGACGACGAUCCCUUUCAGUAACAAAGAUACCCAUCCUUCACGUAAAUCUGAAGUGCGCAGCAUCCGAAUCAAAGAAGAACCAGUGGAUCCUGAUGACACAGAUACAUCGGAAGGGAAGGUUUCUGAGCGUUUAACAGUACACGAUUCCAACUCUAAAGAGUGGGAUGGAAUACCGAAUUCCAGUGAAAGCUCUAAAGGCACCUGUCAUUACCACAAAGAAUCCUAACUCGAGAAAGGAUGUGUUAAAGUCACAUGCGGCGUCAGCGCUUAGAAAGACUCUUCUCCCCGUGCCAGGUAUUGAGAUCAAAAAAGAACCUGUGGAUUCACACGAGGAAACCCAUGCCAGACAGGAACGUCUUCAAGUUAUUUUCUGCUGAAAAACAAUCCGGUUACGCUAUGGUCGAAUCGAGCAAAAGCUCAUCGAAGUCUAAGUUCUGCUUCACGGAUUUGUCUAAGUUGAAGUCUUUUUGUUUACCUGAAAGACUAAAGACCCCAGUGCUAGCUGAGCAUGUAAAGUCAGAGGUAAUCGAAGACGUAGACGGACAGGGAAGAUCGAACCAAGGCAGCGCCUGCAGUUUAACAACAGUUUCUGUUCCUAAGCAGGGUUCAUCGGUAGAAAAGGUGGGAGAAACUGAAGUGAAUUUAGAGUGUGUUAUAAAAACGGAGCCAUUAGAGGACAGCACACAAUUCUCGGGCAUAACUAUUGAGCCGGUGUCUUCUGAAUGUGACACUAAACUUAACCGCAUGCUGUUUGACUUUGCGGCUUCUAUUAGCGCAAAUUUCCAGAUUCCGGGAAUAAAACAAGAACAGUUAGAACCGGAUUCACCGACAGUCGAUGAUACUGCCGACAGAAUGGUUGACAAAUCAUUCAUAGAAGUUCAGUCAUCAGAAUGCGCCGAAAAACCAACUCCCCACAAACGCACACGGCGUAAAAGGAAAUGUUCAGUCGUUGUCGCAGACAGGAAUACUCGACGGAAGGGAACCAGACGCACAAUGGUUAAAUCGGACGAGGCUGGUUACAAAUGCUAUUGCGGUCAAAGUUUCUUGUGUAUUGCCAAGUUAGUGAUCCAUAGACGCGUUCACACGGGGGAAAAGCCCUGGAAAUGUCCCACAUGUGAAAAGUGUUUCGCACGCCGUGACGUCAUGAAACGUCACUGUAACAUUCACGUCAAUGAUCGGCGAUUCUGUUGUGAUCAGUGCCCCAAACGCUUUCUCUAUUUGUACGAACUUAAUCGCCACAGGCGGACUCACACAGGCGAGAAGCGGUUCGAAUGCCACUUGUGUGGGAAAAGACUGACACAGAUGACGGGCUUGAAGCGACACCUGGAUACGCACAAGGGAGAUAAACCCUAUUCUUGCAACAUCUGUAAGAAAAAAUUUUGCCGGAAGAGUGUUCUUGUAAAGCACAUGGGACGUCGGCACGAAAACAUCUUAGUUCUUUGUCCUAUAUGCGCCAUGGGAUUUCGGUCCAAAUCGGCGCAGAUCGGCCACCUGGCGAGUCAUUCCGGAACUAAACGAAAUCAGUGUGUCGUGUGCAAAGCACAAUUCUCAGGUCUUUACUCUUUACAGCGGCACAUGUCUGUACAUUCCAUCUCCGUGAAGGGUCGGAGAAGGUGACAGUUAUCUACGUUAUUCAUCUUUAAAAGUUACUAUUUGGAAAGUUUCAUCAGGCAUUCCUUGGACUUUCUUUAGCAGCCUUGGACUGCUUCUAUAAGGUAUGCUUCUUUUACGUACAGACGAGCCGUGUCAACUGUUGUCUGCAUUUAUAUUGUUUUUUAGGGCUUUUUUUUCAAUUUCUAAAUGCAUCAUAUUUUACACUGUACGAAUUUUUAGAUGGGAAUUUAAGAGCUAGGGUUUCACUGACGCCGACGGUAACCCCGUAUAUAACUCUCAAUUAUGUAACCACAUUUCAUUCAUUAUUGGCCAUGCUGACCGCCGUCGUAGAAGUGAAAUAUUCUUGAGUAUGGCGUAAAAGACCAAUCAAAAUAAAAUAAAUAAAUUAUUGGCCAAUUGUUAUUUGCAGAUACAAGGCAUAGCAUUAUGUAGGUCUUAUCUCGAUGUAACAUAGUAUCUGUCACAAGAAGUGAUGGUAUCCAAAUAGAAAAUAGAAAUCAAACGUUCACUGGAAGUCGAUCACACUCAGCGACAGUACCAAGAGGCUUAAAAAAGCAUACAUCGUAUAAGCCUGUGUGUACCAUUUUUCUUUGCAAUUUGUUUUCUUUAAAAAAAAAUUCACCUGAAUAUACUGCGUGAAUUUUAAAGAAAAUUUCAUAGGGUAAGAUUUAGAAAUCACACAUUCGAAUAUAUUGAUUUUCUUUUUUUUUUAGGCGUAAAACACCUAUCAAGUUAGUGAAUACAUUUUUAUGUAAAUUCAUUAUAUAGAUAUAAAUGUGAUAGAUAUAGAUACAGAUAUAUCAAUAUCAUGUCAUAUUUUUACCAUGGAUAUGAGGUCGUUUGAAGCAUGUUAACGUUCAGCUCACAAGAAAAGAAAGAUCUAGGCCUGGAAAUUUUCACUGCGUGAAUUUAAUUAUAAUUUGAUUUCAAAUUUUUAGCGGACGCCAUCUUCAGUAUGCAUUAUAGUUAGUUGUUCCUAUACCUAAAGGGUACGACUACAGGUUCUUUUGGCGUUUAUUGCAAUCUAGUUAGAUUGAUUACUUUCUGUCCUUUAAUGUUAGGAAGUUUUUAGAGUUCAUGUUGCGCUUGAAAUAUAUCUUAAACAAUUUUAGUUUAAUUCGCUUUGCUAUUUCAGAAUUUUAAAGAAUUUCUUUAAAACCACCCUUGGCAGCGUCAACUUGCAUGGUAUUUUGGUAGUGAAUGUAAUCUUAAGAUUGAUUCCUUUCGCUCAGUUAAUGUUUAUACGAAACUUACAGGUCUUUGCCUAGUUAAGAUAAGUUCAAGUUUAUUUAUUUUCAUGCGUCUUGAUAUUUUAAUGAGAAGUUGGGGAUCAUUUUGUUUGGUCAGAAUGAUCAUAUGGGCCACAUAUCACAGCCAAGGUGGAUAGAAUAUCGGAUUGUCCAGCUUUGAUUCUAAAUAAUUACAUGUAAAAUUUGUUGGCUGAAUGUUUUGAAUUCUUGAUUUUUGGAACGAUUUUAAUUUAAUUUUUAAAAAAAACUUUCCCGUGAUACGAUAUAUGGUUUUAGCUCUUAUCAUUAAUUUAUUUUUUUUACACUGUACGAAUUUUUAGAUGGUGGGAAUGUAAGAGCUAGGGUUUCACUGACGCCGACGGUAACCCCGUAUAUAACUCUCAAUUAUGUAACCACAUUUCAUUCAUUAUUGGCCAUGCUGACCGCUGUCGUAGAAGUGAAAUAAUUACAUGUAAAAUUUGUUGGCUGAAUGUUUUGAAUUCUUGAUUUUUGGAACGAUUUUAAUUUAAUUUUUAAAAAAACUUUCCCGUGAUACGAUAUAUGGUUUUAGCUCUUAUCAUUAAUUUAUGAACAGCUUAAUUUUGUAUUUUUGACAAUUUUAGUGUAUGUUUCAGAAAAAGUUUUGAAAUCAGCUGUUAACAAUUUUGAUUUAUUGUUUUUUUUUCUUGAAUGUUAACGAAUGUUUUAAUUGAAUUAUUUAUUUAUUUAUUUGAUUGGUGUUUUACCCCGUACUCAUAAUUGAAUUAUAAAUCAAUAAAUAAAUGUUGCAAUUUGAGAGGAUGUCCUAUGUUUGCUUCCAUACACCAGUUGAUGCUUGACUACCAAUC